This is a messenger RNA of Caenorhabditis briggsae, 2007 nucleotides long. Lineage: Eukaryota; Metazoa; Nematoda; Chromadorea; Rhabditida; Rhabditidae. The transcript has 12 exons. Bases 1 to 2007 code for a protein of 668 amino acids. The record is from RefSeq and is a predicted model, not a curated record.
AUGAAUGUUCUAUUCCUAGCUGGCUUUUUAGACAAAACAAAAUUGAACCGGAAAUUGGUAAUUUUUCCUAAUUAUUCAAUUCCAUAUUGGUUCGGAAGGUAUCACGAUUCCUUUGAAACUUAUUCAGUUGGAAGUUAUAAGGAUGAAGAGCAUUAUUACGCAUGCAUUGAUCACAAUAAUUAUUCAAGUGGCAAUGAUCCAGACGGCCAUAUCCGCUUCCGACCUCUUCCAUACCCUAUACCUAAAGGGAUAGAUCUAGAAUAUGCAAGGCCUCGUAAAAGAGGAUCCAAUAGCACCUGUAUGCCUAAACAUGCGGAAGGACCGACAAUAAGUACCGGAGUUCCAAAUUGUUCAUUUUCCACUAGAUUGGCUACAACCAAAAGUUUAAUCAUUUUUACAACAAAAAAUCAAUCUGAAACAACAACGAUAGCUCCAGAAGUUAGCCCGAACCCUCCAGCAAAUUUCAACCUAAUAUGUACGAAUGGUUUCCAACUAGUCAAUGGAAAAUGUUGGAAAUUCAUUUCCCAACAUCAAUCUAAAAACAAUUCUGAUUUGGAAUGCCAAAAAUACUCUGGAAGUGGCCUUGCUACAAUACAAACUGCACAAGACAACCUUGAACUUCAAAACUUUCUGAAAAAUCAAAAUGUUGGCAGAGUUUGGAUCGGUCUAGAAUGUUUUGGGAAUGAGGAGGAAAAGUGUGAAUGGGACAAUCAACAGGGACCAUUAACAGAAUAUAGUAACUUUGGACAAGGAUUUCCAAAUUGGUUCAUUGGCAAUUGCACAUAUUUUGAUAGUGCCACUGGAAAAUGGAUAAGUGCAGAUUGUGAUGUAUACGAAAUGGCUUAUGUGUGUGAAUUGCCAACGACGAUAGAAGACACCUGUGAGUAUAACUAUGCUGACCACUGUUAUCUACGAAACGACGCCUGGAUAUCAUUUCAAGCAGCUCUAGACACGUGUCACCAACAAUGUUCCGAAAUGGUUUCAGUCCAUUCUGAACUCGAAAAUCGAUUCAUCCAAUCCAUGUACCUCGAUGUAACUGAUCAAUCUAUUCUAUGGCUCGGUGGUCUAGCUGCUCAACAAGAUUAUAUUAUGUGGACUGAUAAUUCACCGAAUGAUUAUCAAAGUGAUUACAGUGCUUUUAAUAAUUCAGCUAGUUGCUUAACUAUGAGUUAUCGAUCUGGGAGCCCUUAUUCCGAUACUGUACCUAUCUGUAAUAAUGGAUUUGACUUGAACGGAGGAAAUUGUUGGAAAUAUAUUCCAAAAAAGUUAACACAAGCAGAUGCAGAGAAGGAGUGUCUAAAGUACAAUGGAGCAACUUUGUUGGACAUCAGAACGGAUACUAUAAACACUGCUCUCCAACAGUACCUGCAAAAUGAAAAGGUUUCUAGUCCCGUCUGGCUUGGGUUAUACUGUACUCAGACUGCAAAUCUUGGCAAAUGCCAAUGGAGCUUCAAUCGAGGAAACACCGUGAAAGUGAAACAUUUUGCAGAUAAAAAUCCAAAUGUUGCAAUAGGAAAUUGUGUUUAUUUUGAUGUUUCCUCAAAACAAUGGUACAGUGAGAAAUGCACAGAGAAGAUGGGAUUCUUGUGUGAAGUGCCCAUGACGGCGGAAGAUUCUUGCGUCCACAACUACAAUCAUAACUGCUAUUUUCCCAUCACCUCCACCCCACACACUUUCGCCCACAGUCAUCAGGCUUGUCAAAAAAAGUAUUGCGCAGAUCUAGUUUCCAUUCAUUCUGAACUCGAAAAUCGAUACGUGGCAUCUUUAUUCAACCAUUCGGGAGACACAAUCAUCGGAGGAAUGGCACCAACAAUGAAUACAGUAAUCUGGGGUGAUCGCUCGCCAGCUUUCUACAAUAAUCUCAAAAAAAUGGGAAGUGGAAAUUGUUUACAUAUGAAUGUUGGGAAAAUCGAUGGUACAAAUGGUCAAUGGUUCAGUACUAGAUGCUCUGGAAGUUAUAGUUUUGUGUGUAAACGGCCGACUGGAAUAAAGUGCGGAACUGGAUAG